CUCUGUACACGUAUCUGGUUGUCAUGAAGUGCAGAGAAAAUUUGUAAGAAUAAAUUGAAGAGUUUUGCUGUAGAUUUAUUGUUUAUUAAAGGAAUACUGGAAAAUAUAAAAGCGUAAAAAUGUCGCUGUCGGAAGCCUCUUGCUAUACUAUCAUCAACGCACAGGAAACUGAGCCCUACAAUGAGAUGCAGCUGAAAAUUGAUCUUGAAAAAGGCGAGUUGAAUGUGAAAAUAGAUACGUUGAAGAGAGUCAUCCAGUUGCUUCUGAAUGGAGAACGACUCCCGAGCUUGCUGAUGACUAUCAUUCGGUUUGUUCUUCCACUGCAGAACCAUACUAUUAAAAAACUUCUGUUGAUUUAUUGGGAAAUUGUACCGAAAACAUCACCCGAUGGAAAACUGUUGCAGGAAAUGAUUCUAGUGUGUGAUGCGUACCGGAAGGACCUUCAGCAUCCGAACGAAUUUCUGAGGGGAUCGACUUUGCGAUUCUUGUGUAAGCUUAAAGAGCCGGAACUUUUGGAACCUCUAAUGCCGGCGAUUAGAGCUUGUCUCGAGCACCGUCAUUCAUAUGUGAGAAGAAAUGCUGUUCUAGCGAUAUUCACGAUCUACAAAAACUUCGAAUGGCUUGUGCCAGAUGGACCAGAAUUGAUUGCCAACUUUUUGGAUACGCAACAGGAUAUGUCGUGCAAGCGCAAUGCUUUUCUGAUGUUGCUGCACGCUGACCAAGAGAGAGCCCUGAACUAUCUGGCAUCAUGUCUGGAUCAGGUGAAUAAUUUCGGUGAUAUUCUUCAGCUGGUCAUUGUGGAACUGAUCUACAAGGUGUGUCAUGCAAACCCUGCGGAGCGAUCUCGUUUCAUUCGUUGCAUUUAUAACUUACUGAACUCAUCCUCAAAUGCGGUUCGUUAUGAAGCCGCAGGAACGUUGGUCACACUUUCCACUGCUCCUACAGCGAUCAAAGCUGCCGUUAGCUGUUACAUCGAGCUAAUCAUCAAGGAAAGUGACAAUAACGUAAAAUUAAUAGUUCUGGACCGGUUGAUUGCAUUGAAGGAGAAUGAAAACAUGGAACGAGUUAUGCAAGAGUUGGUAAUGGACAUUCUUCGUGUGUUGUCCGCUACGGACAUUGAAGUUCGUCGUAAAACACUUACCCUUGCCAUGGAACUCGUUUCCUCGAGAAACAUUGAAGAGAUGGUUUUAGUGUUGAAAAAGGAGGUUUCCAAAACUCACAAUAUCGAACAUGAAGAUACCGGCAAGUACCGUCAGUUAUUGGUUCGAACUCUACACAGCUGUUGCAUCAAGUUUUCCGAUGUGGCUGCAACUGUUAUUCCUGUGCUUGUUGAAUUUUUGUCGGAUUCAAAUGAACUGGCUGCCGCAGAUGUAUUGAUUUUUGUGCGAGAAGCGAUUCAAAAAUUCCCUCACCUUCAGGAGCUCGUCAUUGAAAAAUUGCUGGAAGCUUUUCCAGCCAUCAAAUCGUCCAAAAUUCAACGGGCUGCUCUUUGGAUUUUGGGAGAGUAUGCCACCUCGGUAAAGGACAUCAUGGACGUGAUUGCCGUCGUCAAUCAAACGUUGGGAGAGGUUCCGAUUGUCGAAGCCGAACAAAGACGCUUAGCUGGCGAUGAGAGUGAGAAUGAUGAAAAUAAGACUUCGAACGCCACUGGCGUUCCCAACAAUAAGGUCACAUCCGAUGGAACAUACGCUACGCAGAGUGCAUUUAGUGUUGCUCCUGUCUCCAAGAAGGUGGAACGCCCUCCGCUGCGUCAGUAUUUGAUGGAUGGUGAUUUCUUCAUUGGUGCAACUCUUGCCUCUACCUUGACCAAGUUGGUGCUGCGAUUCAUCGAAAUGGAACCUAACGAAAAGAAGCAGAACCGACUUUGCACUAGCGCUAUGCUGAUUAUGAGUUCGAUUCUUCAUCUGGGCAAAUCGGGUCUACCAACGAAGGCUAUAACAAAUGAUGAUACGGACAGGAUUUUCCUCUGUCUCAAAACUCUUAGCCAACGCACACCGGAUGUAGUGCAAAUCUUCAAACAAUCCUGCCGUGAGGCUUUGGCUGGCAUGUUGAAUGCUCAAAACGAAGAGGAACAACAAACCCAGAAGGAUAAGCAGAAAACGGCCGCCAAAAUUCAACCGGAUGAUCCGAUUGCUUUCACGCAGCUGGCUAACGGAAAGAACGAUCAGUUGGGUGAGAAUGUUUUCGAGUCGAGUUUGAAUCAAGCUUUGGCUGGUACCAAGAACACCAGUCUUUCUGACGUCGCUUCACCAAACAACAAGCUGAACAAAGUGACGCAGUUGACGGGAUUCUCGGAUCCGGUAUACGCCGAAGCGUACGUACAUGUCAAUCAGUAUGAUAUCGUAUUGGAUGUGCUGAUUGUUAACCAGACAAGUGAUACUCUGCAAAAUUGUACGCUGGAGUUGGCAACAGUUGGUGACUUAAAGCUGGUAGAACGUCCACAUCCGGUUGUUUUGGCUCCGCAUGAUUUCUGUAACAUCAAGGCCAAUGUUAAGGUGUCGUCUACAGAGAAUGGAAUCAUUUUCGGAAACAUUGUAUAUGACACCACUGGUGCAUCGAACGUGGUAGUGCUAAACACGAUUCACAUCGAUAUCAUGGAUUACAUCCUUCCGGCAAGCUGCACGGACACCGAGUUCCGGACCAUGUGGGUCGAGUUCGAAUGGGAAAACAAAGUAUCGGUAAAUACCACCGUUACCGAUCUGCAUGAGUAUCUGAAAAUGCUGCUCAAGUCGACCAACAUGAAAUGUCUCACACCGGAGAAAGCCCUCUCAGGACAGUGCGGAUUUAUGGCCGCCAAUAUGUACGCUAGAUCAAUUUUCGGGGAAGAUGCUCUGGCCAAUUUGAGCAUCGAGAAGCCGCUGGAUCGCCCAGAUGCACCAGUCUCUGGACACAUAAGGAUACGUGCCAAGAGUCAGGGUAUGGCUCUCAGUUUGGGCGAUAAAAUCAAUCACACCCAGAAGUGUCUACAGGAAAAAUCUGUUGCGGCUUAGGAGGACCAUACAUAUGUAUUAGCUGCUUGAUAAAUUUAUGUUUUUACUCUUUUUUGCAUCUCACUUGCAUCGUCGUUACCUAUCCCAAUUUUCAACGAUGCAAUUUGUUAGCAAGGAGCAUAGUGUAGAUUCCAUUCUUAUACAAUACGUCUAGUAUUAGAAAUAAUCUUCUGAUGACGAGAAAAAGUGAAUAUUAACUGCAACAGGUAAAUAACGACUACACACUCUCAUUUCAACAGAACAUGCAAAACGGAUAUGGAAUAUUUUUGUCGUUGAUAAUAACACAUUCUGAAAAAUCAAAAUCUAUGCAUGAAGUUAUUGUUUAACACAAACUAUUGACUAUUAAUAUAUUCCAAAACAUGCGA
Messenger RNA from Ochlerotatus camptorhynchus, 3355 nucleotides. It is a transcript of the gene betaCOP, whose product is annotated as coatomer subunit beta. Gene Ontology annotation, biological process: endoplasmic reticulum to Golgi vesicle-mediated transport; intracellular protein transport; intra-Golgi vesicle-mediated transport. Gene Ontology annotation, cellular component: COPI vesicle coat; cytoplasm. The transcript has 7 exons. Gene Ontology annotation, molecular function: structural molecule activity. NCBI's taxonomy places the organism in Eukaryota, Metazoa, Arthropoda, Insecta, Diptera, Culicidae. The record is from RefSeq and is a predicted model, not a curated record. The coding region runs from base 120 to 2990 and encodes 956 amino acids.